This is a messenger RNA of Prorocentrum cordatum, 465 nucleotides long. The record is from the annotation of a GenBank genome assembly. NCBI's taxonomy places the organism in Eukaryota, Dinophyceae, Prorocentrales, Prorocentraceae.
AUGAUGGACAUGGGCGACGCGGGCAGGUUCAGCAUCGUGGACGUCAUCAGCGGCCAGACCCUCUUGGUGGUCCUGUCGCAGAACGACCAGGGCUUCCGGAGGCUCCAGCUCCUCACCGAGACCAUGGCCUUGUGCGCGAGCGCGGGGCCGCCAGAAGGCGCCCAGGGAGGCGUCUCCAGGCUGGAGCUGCGCGGGCCGGGCGGGCUGCUCCUCGGGAGUUUGGCGCCGCGGGAGGACGGCACGAUGGCCGUGCACAGGCAAGGGCAGCCGCAGCUCAUCAUCUGGGGCAACGAGGACGCCCUGGACCUCGAGGUCUCCACGGAGGACGGGCAGCCCACCGCGACGGUCUCGUGCACGCAAGACGGCGCCAGCGGGGCCGAGCACGUCGAGGUCAGCAUCUUCGACGGCUCGAAUGUCCAGCUCGUCGUUUGCUGCAUCUUCGCGAUCCUGUUCCUCUGCGGCGAG